Neolamprologus brichardi is the source of this 4004-nucleotide messenger RNA. NCBI's taxonomy places the organism in Eukaryota, Metazoa, Chordata, Actinopteri, Cichliformes, Cichlidae. The record is from RefSeq and is a predicted model, not a curated record.
AUGCAAUGCUACAAGCCCAACCCCCAGGCCCUGGACCAGUACCAGUCUGUGAGUCAUUUGGGUCGCAAGAGUCGAGGCUUUCAGGGGCGCCUGAUUGUGACCAUCUGGGUGAUCGUGUCUCCAUCGAACUCCAAACAGAAGUACACCUUGAAGGUUAGUCAUGACAGUCUACCUGAGCAGCUGAUCGCCGAGUCCAUCAGGAAGAAAAGCCGAUCGAUGCACCUUUCACCUCAGCAGCUCCGCCUCUGCGUUCAGGAGUACCAGGGCCAGUACAUCCUUAAGGUGUGUGGCUGCGAUGAGUACCUGCUGGAGAAGUUUCCUCUCAGUCAGUAUAAGUACAUCCGCUCCUGCAUCAUCGUGGGACGUCUUCCUCACCUGAUGCUCGUGUCCAAAGACAGCCUCUACUCUCAGCUUCCCGCCUCAGGCUUCGUCACGCCUUCCUACAGCCGUCGGACUCCUCAGCCGUCUCCCUGUCCAGGAGGAGGCGACGGUUCUCCUCCUCGCUCCUUGUGGGCCUUCAACACUCUGCUGAGAGUCCGGCUGCUCUGCGCCACGUACGUGAACGUGAACAUCAGAGACAUCGAUAAGAUCUAUGUGAGGACAGGGAUCUAUCACGGAGGAGAGCCGCUGUGUGACAACGUCAACACCCAGAGAGUGCCCUGCUCCAACCCCAGGUGGAAUGAGUGGCUGACCUAUGACAUCUACCUGGCUGACCUCCCUCGUUCAGCCAGACUCUGCCUGUCUAUCUGCUCUGUGAAGGGAAGGAAAGGAGCUAAGGAGGAGCACUGCCCUCUGGCCUGGGGGAAUGUAAACCUGUUUGACUACAAGGACAUCCUGGUCUGUGGUAAGGUGGCUCUCAGCCUGUGGCCCGUUCCCCACGGCCUAGAGGACCUGCUCAACCCCAUUGGAGUCGCGGGUUCAAAUCCCAACAAGGAGACCCCCUGCGUGGAGCUGGAGUUCUCCUGGUUCAAUCAGAUCGUUGUUUUUCCUGACGAGCAGCAGAUUGAAGAGCACGCCAACUGGACCAUCAGCAGAGAGCUGGGCUACAACUACUGCCACGGCCUGAGCAGCCGUUUGGCCUGUGACAGCAGUGUUUCAUCAGGCGAUGCCGAGCAGCUUCGCUCUCUCUGCUCCAAAGAUCCGCUCUACGAGCUCUCGGAGCAGGAGAAGGACUUCCUCUGGAGACACAGACAUUACUGUGUAAACAUCCCAGAGUCUCUCCCUAAGCUGCUUCUUUCUGUCAAAUGGAACUCCAGAGACGAAGUUUCUCAGAUGUACUGUCUGUUGAAGGAGUGGCCUCUGAUGGAGCCCGAGUCGGCUCUCGAGUUGUUGGACUGUAACUUUCCCGACCCGAUGGUCCGAGAGUUUGCGCUGCGCUGCCUCGUGCAGGGCCUGACGGAUGACAAGCUGUCGCAGUACCUGUUGCAACUUGUACAGGUGUUGAAGUAUGAGAUGUACCUGGACAAUCCUUUGGCCCGUUUCCUCAUAAAGAAAGCUCUGACCAAUCAGAGGAUAGGGCACUUCUUCUUCUGGCACCUGAAGUCAGAGAUGCACAACAAGACGGUUUCCCGACGCUUCGGUCUGCUGCUGGAAGCUUUCUGCAGAGCCUGCGGGAUGUACCUGAAGCACCUGAACAGACAGGUAGAGGCCAUGGAUAAACUGGUGAAUCUGACCGACACACUGAAGCAGGAGAAGAAGGACGAGACUCAGAAAACUCAGAUGAAGUUUCUGGUUGAGCACAUGUCUCGUCCAGAUUACAUGGAAGCUCUGCAGGGAUUCGUCUCUCCACUGAAUCCAGUUCACCAGCUGGGAAACCUCAGGCUGGAGGAGUGCAGGAUCAUGUCCUCGGCAAAGCGCCCCCUGUGGCUGAACUGGGAAAACCCUGACAUCAUGUCCGAGCUUCUCUUCACCAACAACGAGAUCAUCUUCAAGAACGGAGAUGACCUGCGUCAGGAUAUGCUAACGUUGCAGAUUAUUAAAAUCAUGGAGAACAUCUGGCAGAACCAGGGUCUGGACCUGCGCAUGCUGCCCUAUGGAUGCCUCUCCAUCGGUGACUGUGUGGGUCUGAUCGAGGUUGUGAAGAACAGCUUCACCAUCAUGCAGAUUCAGUGCAAGGGAGGCCUGAAGGGGGCGCUGCAGUUCAACUCCAACACGCUGCAUCACUGGAUCAAAGACAAGAACCGCGGCGAAGCGUACGAUCGGGCCAUCGACCUGUUCACGCGCUCGUGUGCUGGUUACUGCGUUGCCACGUUCAUCCUGGGAAUCGGAGACCGCCACAACUCCAACAUUAUGGUGAAAGAGAAUGGACAGCUGUUCCACAUUGACUUCGGUCACUUCCUGGAUCACAAGAAGAAGAAAUUUGGCUACAAGAGGGAGCGUGUACCCUUUGUCCUUACUCAGGACUUCCUCAUCGUCAUUAGUAAAGGCAUCCAGGAGUCCACCAAGACCAAGGAGUUCGAGAGGUUCCAGGAGAUGUGCUACAAAGCAUACCUCGCCAUCCGUCAGCACGCCAGCCUCUUCAUCAAUCUCUUCUCCCUUAUGCUGGGUUGCGGGAUGCCUGAACUGCAGAGCUUUGAUGACAUUGCCUACCUGAGGAAAACCCUGGCCCUGGAGAAGAGCCAGCAGGAGGCACUGGAGUACUUCACCAAGCAGAUGAACGACGCUCACCACGGCGGCUGGAGCACGAAGAUGGACUGGAUCUUCCACACCAUAAGACACAUGCCCAAUGAGCACUGACGCACCCACCCACACACCCACACUGGUGUGUUUGUUUACUGCACUACUGUGAUGAUUAUGAUACUAAUGAUGAUGAUGAUGAUGACAGACUCGUCAUCUGAUGUCAUAGAUUUUCUUUAAAGGUUUUUUGUCCUUGUGUCUUUUGGACGGUUGUCAUAGAAACAUGAAUCUCAGGGUCAAAGGUCAGAGGGGUUUUGAAGAUGCCAAAGGCAGGCUGGGAAAAAAUGACGAUGCUGAUGAUGAAGGUGACGGUGAUGUCACAAAAGUCUUCCAAUCGGUGCUACUGUUAGCUUGUUAGCUGCUGUGCUUUUCAAAAAGAGUCAAACUUUAUUGAGUGAAAUUUUAUUGACAAGCAGCUGUAACUUUAUAAAAUGUUAUUUUUGAGUGACAUAACUUUAUUGAAACCAGCAAAGUGAACACUGUGGUCACUGUGAGAGCAAUAAAACUUCCAAUAACCAAUCAAUAUUUAGAUUAUGACAAUCAGGAGUUCUGACCAGUAGGAAGGCAGAGCUGACCAGCUGUGGGCGGAGUCAUCGUGAUGAUGCAGUCUAGAGACUGAAGUUACCUUCAGAGUUUAUUGGAAGUAUCUUUUGGAGUAUUUUGUUGAUUUGAACCCACUUAAACAGAUUUUUACGAUCAGCAUAUCAUCCUCGUUAAUCAGGGAUCAAAGUACUCGACAAUCUGAACCAAUCAGCUGCUGCCGUUAGCCCUUAGCUAGUCUACUUAGCAUUGUUAGCUGUUGGCUCAUGAGUCAUGCUGAGAUAGUUAGCAUUAGCCUGUUAGCUAUUAGAUAGCUGAGUUGUUGCACUGGAUAAAGGAACUGUGGGUAGGUUUAGUUACCAUAGUGAAAACCCCGUCCCUCUAAUCUCAUUGGCUGCCAGUUCCUAGGGCGGAGCUACAUUCAAAUAGUUUUAUGUCAAGGUGAGAGAUCAAAGCCCCGCCCCCUGCUGCAUGCUAAUCAUUCAUUGCUGACAUCAUCGACUGUGAUGGUUACUAUAGUGACUGAUAACACACGGGGAGAUGUGAUGUGUUUGUUUCCAUGUGAUCAGUAUUGAUUGUUUUUCUGAUGUAUUAAUGAUUUUUAACUAAUUGGUUUCUUCAUGUAUUGAUUAGUGAUGUUAUUGAUUCUUCUUGACCCUCUGACAUAGGAGAGCAGGUCACCUGAAGGGCGGAGCCUGAUGUUAUAACACCAUGCCCAGGUGUUAAAGCACUUAUUGAUCAGUGUUAUUAUGGAUUAUUGUUGUUUCAAAAUAAAAGUUUAACUGGUG